UUGACGAAUUCCCUGUUUACGCCAUUUUCUUUUCCUCUGAGCUCUUUGCACCGCGUACCGGACGGGGAGGCUUUCGCCGAUGCUUGAAAAAAUCCUCUUGCGUCAAAUUACCUCCAGCGGCCGGAUGUGAUGUGGCUCCCGAGGAGCAAGCCAAAGAUAAACACGUAGCCAGACGGUUAGGGGCGAGGAUAAUACAUGUUACAAAGGGGCUACGUGGAAACGGUCGAAAUGAAGUAGUCGCGAAGAAUCCAGAGAUUUCAAUAGUCGAGGGGACAUCGGACACAUUAACCAAGGAGCGAGUCUACCGCGGACAUCGAGUCGCGGAGUCCAAAAUGGCGCGAGCAGCCUUGGUGACCGCCACCAGUCUGGCUCUGACUGGGGCCGUGGUGGCGCACGCCUACCUCCUCAAACACCAGUUCUACCCCACCGUGGUCUACCUGACCAAGAGCAGCCCCAGCAUGGCGGUGUUGUACAUUCAGGCCUUUGUGUUGGUGUUCCUGCUGGGAAAGUUCAUGAGGAAGGUCUUUUUUGGACAGCUACGGGCUGCAGAAAUGGAGCAUCUCAUUGAGCGCUCGUGGUAUGCUGUGACCGAGACGUGCCUGGCGUUCACUGUGUUCAGGGACGACUUCUCCCCGCGCUUUGUCGCCCUAUUCACGCUCCUGCUCUUCCUCAAGUGCUUCCACUGGCUGGCUGAGGACCGGGUGGACUUUAUGGAACGGAGUCCAAACAUAUCUUGGAUUUUUCACUUCAGGGUAUUAUCUCUCAUUGGACUGCUGGCUGUGCUGGACUUCCUGUUUGUCAACCACGCCUGUCACAGCAUCAUCACCCGAGGAGCCUCGGUCCAGCUUGUUUUUGGAUUUGAGUACGCCAUCCUGAUGACGAUGGUGCUGACGACCUUCAUUAAGUACAUUUUGCACACCGUCGACCUGCAGAGCGAGAACCCCUGGGACAACAAGGCGGUGUACAUGCUCUACACCGAGCUCUUCACCGGUUUCAUCAAAGUGCUGCUCUACAUUGCCUUCAUGACCAUCAUGAUAAAGGUCCACACCUUCCCCCUUUUUGCCAUCCGGCCCAUGUAUCUGGCCAUGAGGCAGUUUAAGAAAGCUGUAACGGAUGCCAUAAUGUCUCGGAGAGCAAUCCGUAACAUGAAUACAUUAUACCCCGAUGCCACUGCUGAAGAUCUGCAGGCUUCUGACAACGUCUGUAUCAUCUGUCGAGAGGAAAUGGUCACCGGGGCCAAGAAACUGCCAUGUAAUCACAUUUUCCACUCCAGCUGCCUGCGCUCCUGGUUCCAGAGGCAGCAGACCUGCCCGACCUGUCGCAUGGACGUCCUCCGCGCGUCCAACAACAAUCAGACGCCGGCCCAGGCCCAAGCCCCGCCCCCAGCUCCUGCGGCCCCUGCCAAUGCCCCAGCCGCCCCGCCCGCCAACGUGGCCCCAGGCAUGUUACCCGGCUUCCCGCCUGGCGUCUUCCCCUUCUGGGGUCCCUUCCCCGGGGUGCCGCCCCCCGCCGCAGCGCCUGCAGCUCCGGGUGCCGCCGAUGCGCCGCAGGGCAGCACGCAGGCAGCCGGCACCAGCCAGGCCGCCUCCUCGCCUGCAGACGCGGGCGCCGCAGCUCCAGGGCCGACGAUGCCCGGCUUCCCCUUCUCCUUCCCCCCUCCCCCCUUCCCCACUGCACCAUGGCUGAUGCCUCCCCCUCCUCCCUUCGUGUCGUCCAUGCCUCCGCCGCCUCCUUCCCUGUCGCGGCUGUCCGAGGAGGAGCUGAGGGAGCUGGAGGCAGAGGGCCGGCGGGGCCUCGAGGCCCGACUCCAGUGUCUCCAGAACAUCCACACCUUGCUGGACGCCGCCAUGCUCAACAUCCACCACUACCUCAGCACCGUCACCACACUCGCUCCUCCACGGGCGGAGGGCGGCGCCGGAGCAGCGAGCGGGACAAAUGACGCCGCCGCCGCCGCGGCCAGCAGCAGUACGGACAGCCUCGGCCAAGAGAAGGAGUCCGCCAGCUCCUCGAGUAGUGAGCAGGUGGGCGGAGCGGCUGCCUCCCCUCAGCCGGCUGACUCCACUUCCACCGCCUCUGACACGGAGCAAAAAGACGAGCUGGACGAAGGAGCGGCGGGGGGGGAGGACGGAGAGCCCAACGCCGCAGAGCUGAGGCGGCGGCGCCUCCGAAAGCUGGAGACGUCGACUCCGUCCUCCGCGCCUCCCGACAACUGACCCGUUGCGCUCCGACUCGUGACACGCGGCGCUCUGGACCGGCAGAAACUCUGAGCCGAUAGACGGUCCCUUUGGUCCAUCGCCUCCUCCUCGGACCGUCGGAUUGGUUGGAAUGGGGCUGCCGAGGAGACGUGGCACUGCUCCCCCUGCACCGUUUCUGUGUCAGAAAGCAAUAGCACGACUCCCGUUUUUAGUUUUGUCACCACCUUUCUCCUCCAUGUCACAACAACUACUGCAAUAAGAGUGCUGCAGGUGUUUGUUCAGUUUAUUCAGGCGGAGGGAUUUAAAACCCAUCAAUUUGAUCAGCUUGGUGGAGGCACGCUCUCAGAGUUUUGUUUUAACUGGGUGGCCCCGCCCACCGCGUUCACAUGUUACACAGCACUUGGAUCUGUGUCACCUCCAGAGAUUUCAAAUGGACGAAGGUUGAAGGUUGAUCAGCUGUUUUGGCUCGUUUUUUUUUUUUUUCAUUAAGGUUCAUCACUCUUUAGCUGAAUUUGAAUGUGUACAUACUGUAUAAAGAGUUUUAAUAGGAUGAUCUGUACAUAAAGCAGAAUAAACUGUUUGACUGAUUGUGGCACA
Pungitius pungitius (ninespine stickleback) is the source of this 2792-nucleotide messenger RNA. It is a transcript of the gene syvn1, whose product is annotated as synovial apoptosis inhibitor 1, synoviolin. Lineage: Eukaryota; Metazoa; Chordata; Actinopteri; Perciformes; Gasterosteidae. The transcript has 16 exons. The record is from RefSeq and is a predicted model, not a curated record. Bases 333 to 2213 code for a protein of 626 amino acids.